GUUACACAGUUCCAGUUCUCGUGCGUUCCGUUGGUCCUAACUGGCGACCCGUAGAUUUCUUCAGCGUGUGAAACAUGGCGCGUGCAGGCGGUCACAUAGCGACGGAUAGUGACCUUCUGAGAUCAGCCGAAUAUAUAACUACAUCUAACCGGCGGAGUGAAACAGAUGUCGACAAACGUAUUGGCAGCACAUUGAUUGCAGUUGGACUUGGUGUUGCUGCAGCAGGAUUCGCAGGUCGAUAUGCCUUCCACUUAUGGAAACCUCUUGGUCAGGUCAUCACAGACUCUGCCAAAAAGUUUCCCUCUACGGCAUUCUCGCCAUAUUACAAAGGUGGAUUUGAGCCGAAGAUGAAUAAGCGGGAAGCCAGUCUCAUUCUCGGGAUCAGUCCAACAAGCACCAAGACAAAAGUGCGAGAAGCCCAUAGGAGGAUCAUGGUCCUAAAUCAUCCAGAUAAAGGUGGAUCUCCAUAUUUGGCAGCGAAGAUCAAUGAGGCGAAAGAUCUGUUUGAGUCUGGCCAUCGGAGUUAACUGUCUGUGUUCUUCAAAGCACCAUUCACUCAGACAUUUUCUGUUCACUGCCUCUACCUGUUAUUCCUCCUCCACUUGUUGAGCUCACACUGUCCAGCAUCCUCUCAUCCGUGCGCACCAGCUCUGACUCAGCCAACUCCAAGGACUCUGCAUCACGGUUUUGUCAGUCAAUAACCUGAACUUCCAUCAAUCUGAAUCAGGCAUCAGACCUGGAUCUUUCAUGUUGAAGGAUCUAUGUUGUAGAUAGGAAUUGUUCACAUUUAUUGAUGCUUUGUUUUGAAGCUGCAUUAUAAAUGCUUUAAGUUUAUAAUAUAUCUGUUGAAAAACCUGUCUGUGAAUGUAAGAAAUGUAAAGGUACAAAAGUGCUCACCAAGUUGGAAUUAUGCCUAUACAAUUUUAUUUAUAAUACCGAAUAAAUAACCCUUGUGGUUAAUAAUAGUAAGUGUACACUGAUAAUGGUAUGAGAGCAUCUUCUUUGGCAAUGUUUCCAGGUGCUGCAAAAAAUGUUCAUCCAAAUGCACAAAGGUAGACCAUUGUGGAACAAAUAUGUGGAAACAAUCCAGUCUCAACUGAGAGCACAUCAAGAAGCUGGUAAAAUAGCUCACAGUUUGGCACUGAUGCAUGGAUUUUGUCAGCUUUCCUCUCCUGGCCCAGCCCAGCUUAGAUGCUGUAGCUGAUAUCGAUUACUAGCAUGUGUACAGUAAGUAUAUCAGAGGUGAGUGUUCUGCUGUUGUCCUGAUUGAAGCUGUGUUACACUCAGGCUGCCCUGUUGGCUUCUGUUGCACUGACCCCUCCUGUGACUGCAGCUAUUUUCAGACUGCGCACUUGCUGUGAACUCUGCAUGGAGGAUCUGAACAAGCCUGCUCUCUGCAUGUCCUGCUCCACCAUGGUGCAUUUCUAUUAGCUAUUCUAACAUAAAAGAGCCAGGCUUGCUUCAUGCCUUUACCUGUCCAGAGAAGAUCUUUUCCAUUUCACCAAGAUUUAAAGACAGCUUUUUAGAAAACCUCUUAUCAUAAAACUCACUAUAAUGGCUUGCACAGCUUGGGCCUGCAUUGCAUUUUAUGUAGUUUCUUAGUUAUUUGUGUGAUGUGCUGUUUUAAAUGGUUUUUCAUCUGGUUUGCUAAAAGCAAUCUAAUCUCUUUGCACAGUCUGUAUAUGGUGUUUGAACACUUAUGACUCUCCACAGCUCUUGGUUGUACUGUGCGCUCACUAACUGAUUCUCACUAUUCAGUCAUCAUAGAUAAUAAACAUUAUAUAUGUAUGUG
Molecule: messenger RNA, 1792 nt
Organism: Tachysurus vachellii
Lineage: Eukaryota; Metazoa; Chordata; Actinopteri; Siluriformes; Bagridae
Gene: dnajc15
Product: DnaJ (Hsp40) homolog, subfamily C, member 15
Exons: 6
Coding region: 75-527 (150 amino acids)
Biological process (GO): protein import into mitochondrial matrix
Cellular component (GO): PAM complex, Tim23 associated import motor
Molecular function (GO): ATPase activator activity
Source: RefSeq, a predicted model, not a curated record